Acanthochromis polyacanthus (spiny chromis) is the source of this 4615-nucleotide messenger RNA. RefSeq names its product C-X-C chemokine receptor type 3-like. The coding region runs from base 566 to 1675 and encodes 369 amino acids. Gene Ontology annotation, molecular function: G protein-coupled receptor activity. Gene Ontology annotation, biological process: immune response; G protein-coupled receptor signaling pathway. The record is from RefSeq and is a predicted model, not a curated record. The transcript is spliced from 3 exons. NCBI's taxonomy places the organism in Eukaryota, Metazoa, Chordata, Actinopteri, Pomacentridae. Gene Ontology annotation, cellular component: membrane.
AUUUCGUGUGACCUGGCAGGUGUGAAAGCGUUGGCACUGUGCAAGCGGGAUGACAUUUGAUGAACCAAAACAGGCCAUUAAAGAAGCAGCUAAAGUCUAUGUAAGUCCGUUCUGUGGCCGUCAGAGGCGUUCAGUUCCCAGUUUACGUGAGAAAUGCGUCGCUGAUGUAAAACUUCCGGCUGAAGUGCGCAGUUUUUCUCACCGUCCUGUUCCUCACUUUGUUCAGCUGCUCAGUGUUUUUUUUUCUUAAAUCAGGCUCAGCAAGUUUAACGAUGCGACUCACGUGUAAUUACAACUUUAAUGAUCCCUGAAGUUGAAGCGCAAAGUCGAAAGAGAAAGCCUGUCGUGCAUUUUUCGGCUGGACUUGACGGGCGCAUGACAGCUGCGGAAUCUUAUCUGUCCUCCCUCCAAAAACACCCGGUAGCUGCCGUUUAAAGCCCGUCGGUGUGAAGGUUUAUACGCAGGUUGCAGAGCUUGUUCUGUUUUGGUAUCAGCAGACCACAGUGUGCUGAGACAUCAUCCUCAGACUGCAGCUGAAGCCUGUACUCCACUGCCACAGGUGAACAUGGAAGUGGAUCUAGAUGGAAUAUUUCUUCAGAACAACACAUAUGACUAUGAGGACUACGAAUAUAAAGGAGACUACGAAUCAAGUAGUGAGACAGUGGGGUUGCCGGUUUUGUACUCUUUCGUGCUGGUUGUGGGCCUCCUGGGGAAUAUACUGCUCCUGGCUAUUCUGGCUCAGAAGAGGCCAUCAUGGAGCAUGUCAGACACCUUUGUCCUCCAUAUGGGUGUUGCAGACAUCCUGCUUCUGGUGACGCUGCCCCUCCAGGCUGCACAGGCGGCUCGGCAUUGUGAAUGGUGCUUUGGAAUCUUCUGCAAGAUCUGUGGAGCUGUUUUUAAUAUCAACUUCUACUGUGGGAUCUUUCUGCUGGUUUGCAUCAGUUUAGAUCACUACUUGUCUGCCAUCCAUGUCACCCAGCUGUACUCUCACAAGAAGCCCUGGUUAGUUCAUAUCAGCUGCCUCUUGGUCUGGCUUGUUUCCCUUCUCCUCACCAUCCCUGACUGGAUUUUCCUGGUGGCAAUGACAGAGAAAGAUCCAGUAAAAAACAAAACAUUUUGUGUGCACGACUACUCUCAGUCUGUAACUGACUGGCAGCUGUUGUCACGUUUGCUCCACCACAUGGUAGGCUUUGUCCUGCCUGCAGGCGCCCUGGUCAUCUGCUGGUCCUGCAUCUUACUACGGCUUCAGAGAAGUUCUAAAGGCCUCCAGAACCAGAGAUUCAUCAUGGUCAUCCUGCCUCUGAUAGUAGUAUUCUUUCUCUGCUGGAUGCCAUAUAACAUCACACUCAUUGUGGACACCUCCAGGAGGAGCUCUGAGGAAUCUUACAAGGAUUUAUCUGGAAAUCCUGAAGGUUCCUUGAAAGCAGCUCUUGUGGCCACCUCUGCCCUGGGCUGUGUGCACGCCUGCCUCAGGCCUCUGCUGUAUCUUGGCCUGUGUAGAAACUUCAGGAGACGGUUGCUGGACGUGUUGAAAUGUGCUACAGUUGAAUCCAAGAGUUCACUGUGGGAGAUCAACGUGGGUGAGGAAGCUCUGCCUGACCAAAGUCAUGAGGGGGAAGAGCUGAAACAGAUGACAAGUGCAGAGCAUCAGGUGCAGUCAGUUCAGGGCCGAUGACUGGACAGAAAUGUCUUGCUGUGACUCAGAACUGAUCUGAAUAAUGAUCCUCCCCUGAGCAGUAGUGGCCUUGGUCAUCAUGUCAUUGGAUCAGUGGGUGGAGGACUAUGUUCUGUGUAAUAGUUAGAAAUAGAUAUUUAUAUAAAAAAAGACUCUCUCGCAUUCCGCUUUUAAUGUGAAUGUUUCAGAGCACCAUCGCCGAGUCAUGAAUUGUUGUACUGUUUAAGCUUAUCACUUUAAAUCAUGAACUUUAGAUAUCUGUAUUUUAUUGUGUAAUGUUUUUGUCAUUCUAACUGAAAACAAGCAGUUUCCAGUAUUUUAUCGACAGUAAAAAUCAUUGAGUCAGUGAAGAAUUUUCAACUUUUGUACAGUUGUCACAAAGCUAAUGCCAUAACAUUCGAAACUGAAUAGAAUGCACAUUCUUAUCCUUGCCAAAGCUACUGUAUUACCACAUUCAACAGGCUGACACAGUUUGGAACCUUAUCACUGAGAAUACUUCACUUUUCAUUUCGUGAGCUAGUUUUUAUUUACUUUUUUUAGUAGAGAUGGUGAAUUCCACAAUUGCACAGUGAGUGUGUGCAUGUCUGUGUAUGACUACAGUGGCUUUAUGGAUUUUCCCCAGUGAAUCCCAUAGUUUUUGUUCUUUUUGAUUUCACUGUUGCAACAUUACUGUGUGGGUUAUACAAGAUGACACAAACGGAUCAUGACAUCAUCAGUCAGGUGACAGAGCAACACCGAGGAGGAGGAGGAGGAGGAGGAAGAAGAAAAAAAGCUCUGUUGUUGUUGCUGCAGUCUCUCCGUAGCUCGCUGUUAAAUUCUUAUCAAAGAACUUGGCUGUUUGGUAGAAAGACAUCGGCACACUUUCUGCAGUUACUGGGGAAAUGAGUAGGUGACAAAAGAAGGGAAGUUAGAGAAGAUAAACAUCUUCUUGUGACAAUCAUAGUACAUGUUGUGCCAAACAACAAAGUCUGUGGUUUUUAAUGCUACAUUGCUCUACAGGUUAUGACCUGCCAGGCAAGCUUCAUUUCUGGGCUCAAGGGAUAAUAAUGAUGCUCAUCUUUGCAAAUGAAACUUUAAUUAGAGAGUACUGUCAUAGAUGGGUGCUCAUUUGGAAACUUAAUAUACAGUAUUUUCACACUUAACAAACGUGAAACCGUUUCCUCCUCUCAGCCCAGCUCUUUUCCUUCCUCCUACAGCUGAAAGAUGUGUAUUUAGAGCCUGAGUCUCAUUAAGAAUGUGGCCUAAUCUGAGAAAUACCGGCUGACAGUAACAGCAGAAUCCCAUCAUGUUUAUCACAUUACUGGUAGUGAUUACUCUUGAGACUCACAUUAACUUGAAGUUUCAUUUCCUGCUUCAGCUCAAGCCUAUCUGUAAACACAAGCAGCUGACCAUGAUUCUUUACUAAGUAACAAAUGCGUUAUCAGCACAAACAAAAACAUCGGAAAAUGGUUUAGAUUCCUCCAAAAACUAAGGUAGAGUGCUUUACUAUAGUUGGAAAAAAACUUUUAUCACAUGACUGCAUUGAUUAACAACUAGAAAUGUUAAUGUUGGCCUCAUAGUGCUUAAUGUGUUUGAAUGGGUUUCCAAACAAGCUCUUCAAUCCACUGUAUUAUUUUCUGCUUCAGGACUGAAAUGUUGAUAGUUUAGACCUGCUGGUUGUUGCUAGUAUGAUCCUGUACAGAGCCCCUACCAGCCUGCAAAGGCUCAGCAGCGAUGGCACAUGUGUUUUAUAUAUGUGUUAGUUGACCUGGAUAAACCUGUCUUAAGUCACAUUAUUUCGGUGUGUUCAUCUUUAAUCUUGUCACCUAUCAGUUUUCUGCUGAAAUCACGCAGAGGAUGUGUGUCAGCUUUUUGUCGCUUUUCUUCCAUUUCCUGUCAAAAAGAUGCAAACUAUUUCCAGUGAAACGGCUACCUGUGGGUUUCUAUUUUUGUAUUAUUCUUGCAUGUAUUCUGCACAUGAUUCUAGUUGUAUCAUUAAAAUAUAGAAACUGAUAGAAAGUUCUCUACAUGUUCAGGGUAUAUAUUAUAAUGUCUCAGGUGCUCAGUGCAAAAAAAGAAAGAAGACAGAGAGAGAGCAGAAAUGAAUGUUGCACAAUCUGACUUCUCUUGAAAUCUAAGUUUCAAUCUUAACAUUUAUUGUGUACACUGCAUUUUCAGAACCACGAUCUUAUCUUUACAACGUGCAAAAAUCUAGUAUGUGAUCAAAAAGAUUACAAUUCAGAAAGCCUAUGAACUCUAUGUUACAGUCCACAGUGCAUUUUGAGUGAAAACACAUAAAACAGGCAGGGUAUGAACUGCAUCCACUGUUUCUUGCCUAACUCUUUAUCUACAGCAGAAAAAAGAUACAGUUGGAUUUUUAGUUUUUUUUCGAUCAUUCAAAAUUGGGAGUUGGUUUUAGUUAAAAUAAGUAGAAGAACAGAAAUGUUGUCAUUACAGCAUACAAUCCAUUUUAAAUAAUACUUCUAUGGCCAGCAACUCAGUUCGCUUGAGAAACAGUGCAUUUUAUUCAAUCAUUUAACAAUUUCAAUUUAUUCUUUUGCAAAAUUUCAAUCUGCCCUAAAUGUGUGUUGUUUUUUUUAACUAAAAGCAGUGGUAAUAUUUUCAGGCCAUGAGGAAAAGAGUCUGGGAUUGAAGCACUCUGAGGCUGGAUGAGACUAUAUAUAAUUGCAUUAACCUCUGAAUAGAGCAGAGCAGAAAACUAUAGCGUCCCUCUGCCAAAUAAAAAUGUAUUUUACUCCUAUAUCAGUACUCUUAAUCCUACUGGUUGACUGAUAAGAUUUAGAGCCACGGAUCUUGCCAUGAACUGUUCCUAAUGCAUAUGUUACUUUAAAUAUGUUUUGUUACUACCUCUCUGUUUCAUCUGUUGUUAUUCUCCGUUAUGUUGAGCAAAAGGAAAGUUUGGACUUCAGUGUACAAUAAAGAUAAAAAUUUUAUUCCAUA